ACACACAAAUCGUCGCUACGACUUGGAAUGUUUGAUAACAUGGAUUACUUCAAAUCAUUUCCAUGGUUCGAUGCUCUGACGAAGGAGCCAGGUUUUGUGUCAUUCACGCCAGUCAGCCGCUCGAAUGGGACCUACGGCGACAAUGAGCCCCCGAGAAACCAAAUACUGCGCCAGACUUUCAACAACAGUGACACAAUACCGCACUGCACCGGCUUCUACUUAAAAGAAGGUACCUCGCCGCAUGCCGAUGGACAUGGAACCAAGCCGUCGGCGAUCGAUAAAUCACCCAUGAAGAGGCCCUCGAUAUUGUCCUGUUCCGUGGUCUAUGACUUGCGUGCAGGGCUCAACGGAUUCAACCAUGGUCACCUCCAAGGCGGCUUGGUAGCGGUUCUGAUGGACGAUGCGAUGACCAGCCUGACGGUGCUCAACGGCAAAACGCAGACCCGCUCUCAUGGCGAAAGAGAGUUACCUGCGGAAAUUCUGGAUCUUCGUAACAGAAGAGCUGCCACUGCGUACAUCAAUGUUCAGUUCCGGAAGCCUAUUGUGACACCACAAGUUGUCAUCGUCACAGCUUCUUUCGUCAGUACGGAGCGGCGCAAGUUGAUCCUGCGCGCUAGCAUCAAAGACGAAAAAGGAGACAUUUGUGCCACCGGUGAUUCAUUGGUUAUUGGAGAUCGCGAUCCUCGCGAUGAAAAACUCUGAGACACCGUGAUGAGGAAGGAACCGGUGGCGAUGGAGGAGAACAUGUUUGGGCUUGAGUGGACCGUAUUAUAGAGGUGUAGUCAAUGUUGUUGUGGCGG
Verticillium dahliae VdLs.17 is the source of this 800-nucleotide messenger RNA. RefSeq lists its product as uncharacterized. The coding region runs from base 28 to 702 and encodes 224 amino acids. NCBI's taxonomy places the organism in Eukaryota, Fungi, Ascomycota, Sordariomycetes, Glomerellales, Plectosphaerellaceae. The transcript has a single exon. The record is from RefSeq and is a predicted model, not a curated record.